Vespula pensylvanica (western yellowjacket) is the source of this 4956-nucleotide messenger RNA. RefSeq names its product zinc finger-containing ubiquitin peptidase 1-like. The record is from RefSeq and is a predicted model, not a curated record. NCBI's taxonomy places the organism in Eukaryota, Metazoa, Arthropoda, Insecta, Hymenoptera, Vespidae. The coding region runs from base 1026 to 3014 and encodes 662 amino acids. The transcript has 10 exons.
GUCUCUCUCUCUCUCUGUCUCUCUCUCUCUCUCUUUUCUCCCUCUUUUUCUCUCCUUCUUUCUACUCUCUUCGUUUCUCUCGAGCGCGCGAUCGCGAAAAAAAGUAUUACAAUAGGAAGUGGAGACGCACGAGAGGACGGGUGGCCGUCGGGAGAGAAGCGCAUCGAUCCGCGACUGCACGAACUGCAUGAACGGGCGAUGUUGCGAUGUGCGCGGAAAAACGUUACCGUCGAUAAUAACGGACGAUAGUGAGUCAAAAUAGAACACGCGAGUGUACUCGUUUUAUUCUUUGCUUCGUUGUUAUUGAAAAAGCGCAGCACUUUCUAAAUGGGUCAAGUCGAGCCGGCGACACCACGAUAUGCAAGAAGCAUUGCCACCGCGAAUCACUGCCUGGCCUAGUUUCUUCUUCCUCCUCUACCACCAUCGACACAACCACCACCACUAUCGCUACCACCACCACCACCACCACCACCACCACCACCAUCACCUCCACCACCACCUCCAUCACCACCACCACCACCACCACCACCACCACUACUAUUACGACUAUCUUCAACUUCAACUCUACCACCUCCUUCACCUCGUUCUCGAGGGCAAACGAGUAAAGGGUGAGUGGGAUAACGGUGGCAUUUCACGCGGCUACCGACGCCGGUGACUCGAUUUACAAAGUCUCUUCCAUCUUCCUAUUAUCGUCGUUUUAAUAGUCGUCAUAGUUAUCGCGUCGCCAUGGAUUACGACCGUUCUCCUCCGUGAUUCGUGCCUUUCGGCUAACCUGAGUGCAUCGAUCAACGACUACUCGUAGCCGAAUACAGCCGAAUAAUAAACCGAGCCGAGGUUAUCAUUGACUAGUGUAAAAAUUCUGCGCGAGGUCUCGCGGAAAAUGUUUCUAAAAAAAGGAUGCAACGUUGUCCUUGACGCUUUUACUUGCAAUGAAAUAACACUUGCAUUAUCGAUCACACCACCGCGGCAUCUUCGUGAGAACUUUCUCUCUCGUAACGUCGUAAGGUUUCCUAUAUACGUUAAAAAUGGCUACGAACAAACCACCGGAGAUGAAUUACACGUGCGAGAUCUGUGGAUCGGAGGGUCUCAACGACGAAGAAAUGAGAUCUCAUAUGGUACUUUAUCAUCUACAAGGGGCUGCCAAUUGCCCAUUCUGUGAUCUCGACGAAAUCUCGCCGGCGGAAAUGCUAGUUCACGUGAAUAGCGCUCAUUUGGAUUACUUAACACCGAGUACUCCAGAAAACGAUAUGCUGGCCUUUAUCGAUGAUGACUCUACAAUGGAGGAUCACAGACAUGACGAAUGCCGUGGUCCUUCUCCGUCUAUGUCUCUUAGGCCACCGCAUCUUCAAAAUGGUUGGGCUGCUUCUCACAGUUCUCGUAUGCAACAACAGAAUUCUAAAGCCCGUAAACUGGACGCGCCAGCUAGCAGUCCCAAUGUAAACAAUAAUAAUAACAACAACGACAACAGCAAUGCUAAUAGCGUAUUGGAAGGUUCGGCAGGCCAUGGAUCUCCAUUGCGCUCUGGCCUAAAUCUUCAAUUACGCUCGCAUGCUUCUCCUAAAUUAGCUGUUCAGGAGUGUCCAAUGUGUCCAUAUAGUUCAGACAGUCCAUUAAGACUGGAAGAACAUAUCAAUCGACAACAUUUCGAUCUCACUUCUCCAUCUUUUCCACCUUCGUCACCUCCAACUAAAGAUGGUGUCUUCAACUGCCCUUUAUGUAUAACUUCGUUUCCCAAUUCCUCUGAUCUCGAAUUACACGUUAAUAUCGAACACAAAGAUAUACUCAGCCCUGCAAACGGAACGGCAUUACAAUCUGAUCUGGCUACUAUCGGUAGUGAUACACCUCCCUGCCCAGUUUGUCUCAGUACAUCGUUCAAAAAUAAUGACGACCUAACGUUACACAUCGAAGAGCAUUUUAACAAAAAAAGUACUCCAUCUCCCAUAACACCAGACCUUUCAACAGAUAGAAUGUUGGCAAAAGAUAUGGAAAGGCGAGAAAAAGAAGUUAGAAAAUUACGUGAACAACGCGAAUUUGAAAUGUUACGAGCACAAUACGGAAUGGACAAUCAGGGUAAUUUCAGAGAGCAAAGUGUAACUAAUAUGCAACGCGCCGUCCUUGCAGGCGAAAUGACGGUAGCAGAUUUUUAUGAAAGACAAACAGGGUUAACGGUUGCUGAAAGCAGCGGUAUCGAUGAUAGCAGUUCUUGUACACGUGGGCUGGUUCCCAAGAUACGAGCUGUUAGUCAAACAUGCAGUAAUGUAGUAAAUACAUGGAUGUGUUCUACAGUGGAUCAUUAUGCUUCUACUUAUGGAGACAAAGGCUGGGGCUGUGGCUAUAGGAAUAUGCAAAUGUUGAUUUCAUCUCUUUUACAGCAUACUGGAUACAAUGAGUUAGUGUACAAAGCUUGGAGUUCUGGCCUUGAUAGUGGAAGUACCACUGACAAUCCUUUGCGUAGUUCUAUGCCCUCCAUAUCUAGGCUCCAGAAAAUGAUAGAAUGGGCUUGGGCUCAAGGUUUUGAUAUUCAAGGUGCUGAGCAACUUGGUGGUAAACUUAUGAACACUAGGAAAUGGAUUGGUGCUACGGAAGUCAUAACUUUGUUAUCCAGUUUAAAAAUAAAAUGUCAGCUAGUAGACUUCCAUAGACCCACCAGCGUUGAUGGAGGACAUCCUGAAAUGUUUAAUUGGGUGUUACAAUAUUUCCAGAGAUGUGACGAUUUUAAACCACCACUUUAUUUGCAACAUCAAGGACAUAGCAGAACGAUAAUAGGUGUAGAACGACUAAGAGAUGGUUCUAUUACUAUGUUAGUAUUAGAUCCAAGUCACAGUCCAUCACAAAUGGCACAAUUUAAUAGUACGAGUAGUGCACCUGGUGCAAUGCGACUUGUGCGUAAAUCAACUGCUGCGAUGAAAGCUAGACAGUAUCAAGUAGUUGCUGUAACUGGUAUUAUGGAUACGGAAGAACAGUACCAACAAAGUAAAGUAUUACGUUCCAUGCGUGUUCCACAAGAUAGGUGAGAGUUGCUGGUCCAAAUGAAAGCACAACCGUGUCCGAAGAUAAUAGACUGCCUCAAACCGUUCUUAUCCAGCAUCCUUGAAAUUACGUGACCGCAAUGCUUUAGGUUUAUCACUAGCAUACUUGCCUCCAUUAUAGUAGCAGCAAAAUGAUUAUGUAAUAAUAUAUUCUUGCAUUUCUAGCAUGAAUAAUGAACUGGCUCCUUGACACAUUAUGUGUUUUAUGCGUGCGUCGCGGUAAAAAGAUUUCAGAAUUAAAAUUAUAUCAAAAUUUUGGUACAAUUCGCUUAUUAAAUUUGUCAAGCACAAAAAAUUCUAAUUCUUUACGGAAUUACGGUGUUUCAUGUAAAUUAUAUUCUGAUAAAAUUAUUACUACUUCUGGAAGCACCUUUAUUAUCAUGUACGAGUAAAAGGAUAUAAGACAAUUUACUGAUAAAACUAUCAAAAGAUAAUUAUAAUUCCAUUGCCAUUCCUUAUUCAAGAAUGUUCUACUCGAUUUUCGUCGUACUUAAACAGGCUGUGUUAACUUCGAUCCGGCCAAUCCUCCUAUGGCGAUCGAUUAUACCAAUUGAAAAAGCGUCCUGGCAGAGCUUGGAAAACAAAACUCUUUCGUAGCUGUGAUGCGAUUAUUUAAUGCUGAUCGUUCGUCUAUCAUAAACAUUUUUAGAGAUGCUCCAAUAUCGAUGUCAAUGCAGUAUUGUCUCGCUCUCUGUCUCUUUGUGUAUGAUAUACCUUUGUAUCAAAAUGCUGUCAAUUUUCACUCGAUAUUGAAUGCCAGUGGGUAUAUACAUACAUACAACCACAUACACACAUAUAAACAGUAUAAUAAAAUUUUAUAUGACAAACAAAAUUAUUCUUGGACGUGUAUUAACAGCUUCUGUAUAAUUGGGAGCAUCUAAAGAAAUGUUUCUGUCCAUAUACCUACACCCUAUAUAUUUACACACAAGAACACACUUGCACAUUUUACAUCACAUUCCACUCGCUCACAUAUAAAGUACAACUACUUUCAUACUAAUUACAAAUAUUCUAUUUAAUUAUUCAAUUAACUUAAGACUAACCGUGCCCUAGCUCAUAAGUCCAAUGCAAUGCUGUGAAUGAGAAAAAAACGAAACUACAGUCCAUUUACUUGUUAUUUAUAUUAUAUACUUAAUCGUUACGUGAAUUAGCAAAUUCUUAUUAUUACUCUUAUCACAUUUCAGAAAUUAUACUGAAAUAUUAUUAAGGUCUAUUUAUUAUAGUUAAAAUUUUUGCGGAGACCAUUAAAAAAAGUGACAAUUUAUCACAAUGAAAGUGUCACUCAUUGUUUUAUAGUUUCAAUAUUUAUGAUGCACCAGUCAUAUGUAAAUUCGUCUUUCGGCUCAAUAGGACCACACGCAAUAACUAUGACUGAUGGCAAACUACCAAAAAUAAUUAUUAUACAUAUGUAACAAAUUUUGCCAUGAAUCGAUUAAAGAUUUGUUCGUUAUUAUGGAGUGUUCAGGGAAACCAAGCUGUGGAAUUGUUAUGCAAGAGUAAAAACUUUCGCAUUAGCCACAUGUCAAAUUAAAAUAUAUGCUUUGUUAGAAUUCCCAACACGAUCUUGCUUUUUAUUUCCAAGCUCUCAUAACAAUAUAUUUUAGAUUAUAAAAGAUAAAUUUAUGAGAUAUACGUUCUACAAGAAUGUUACAAUUGUAAUAUAGUUUUAUAAUAUUAUUUUAUUCCCAAAGUCGUCUCGAUGUUAAGUUUCUAAUUUAUAUUUAUUUAUAAACUUUCUUUACAGCCAAAGCUUUAAAUGAAAUUAUUCACAUUAUUUUAAAAUUUCAACCAUGGCAAGAUACGGAUCACGAUAUAGUAAAUGAAUAUCAGUAUAGAAGGAGCUCUUUUAGUUAAUAAAUAAUUAUAUUAAGAAUAAUUUAUUAAUCACUUUUGGUAUAAGUAAAUAAAAAUUGGUUGUAUAAGAAGUAAA